This is a messenger RNA of Sphaerodactylus townsendi, 3971 nucleotides long. It is a transcript of the gene NEDD1, whose product is annotated as NEDD1 gamma-tubulin ring complex targeting factor. Gene Ontology annotation, cellular component: centriole; ciliary basal body; spindle pole. The record is from RefSeq and is a predicted model, not a curated record. Gene Ontology annotation, biological process: microtubule nucleation; mitotic cell cycle. NCBI's taxonomy places the organism in Eukaryota, Metazoa, Chordata, Lepidosauria, Squamata, Sphaerodactylidae. The transcript has 15 exons. Bases 286 to 2283 code for a protein of 665 amino acids. Gene Ontology annotation, molecular function: gamma-tubulin binding.
UUGAAGGAGAAAUCGAGCGCGCUUUGCCCUUUUUUGCUCUUUCUCGGACGCCGUACUGUGAGGGUUUCUCGAGAUGGCUGUUGGGAUGGGUAGCUAACUUAGAACAAGCGCGGAAAAUCCUCCCGGAGAAGUUGGUGCUGCUUUGGGGCGGAGGGAAGAGACGCGCUUUAAAAGUGUUGUGGGGUGUGUGUAUGUGCGUGUGUGCUUUAUUGACCGGAGGGAUGAGUAUGGCUGGUUAAAGAGGACCCCAUCCCGGGGUCGCCGGCCAAUCGGGAAGGUGCAGCCAUGCAGGAAGGCAUCCGCUUUGCUUCAGCAGGAGAUGAUGAUGUUAAAAUAUGGGAUUCCACAUCUAUAACUGUAGUGGAGCAGUUCAGUCCACAUACUGCCUCAUAUCCAGUUAGCUCUGUGUGCUGGGGCAGCAAUAAUAACUUUUUGGUCACUGCAUCUGCUCUUGGUGAUAAAAUAGUGAUUUCCAAUUGUAAAGGUAAACCUGUCCCACUCUUUGAACUAGCAGAAGGGGCAAAACAAACAUGUGUAAGUCUGAGUUCCAAUUCAGUGUAUAUUGCAAGUGGAGGCAUUGAUAGCUCUGUUAAUAUCUGGGAUUUAAAGUACCGAAAGCCUUAUCGAUCUCUUAAGGAUCACAGAGAUGAAGUAACAUGCGUAACGUUUAAUUGGAAUGAUUGCUACAUUGCUUCAGGAUCCAUGAGUGGUGAAAUUAUUCUGCAUAGUCUUACUACAAAUUUAUCCAGCACUCCAUUUGGACAUGGCAGCACUCAGCCCAUCCGGCACUUGAGAUAUUCCCCCUUUAAAAAGGCUUUGUUGGGCAGUGUCUCUGACAGUGGGACUGUCACUCUGUGGGAUGUAAACAGUCAAAGUCUGUAUCAUAAUUUUGAAAAUGCUCAUAAAGCUCCCACCUAUGAAAUCUGUUUUUCUCCAAUCAGCGAGCUGCUACUUGUAACUGUAGGUCUGGAUAAAAGAAUCAUUCUGUAUGACACCGCAAGUAAAAAGCAGUUGAGGACUUUGGUAGCAGAAUCUCCCCUGACUGCAGUAGAAUUCAUGCCUGAAGGGACUACCCUUGCAGUUGGAUCUUCUCGUGGAAAGAUUUACCAUUAUGAUCUAAGAAAACUGACAGCACCUGUGAAGUCAGUCAGUGCUCACAAAACCUCUGUGAAAUGUAUAGCACUGCAGUAUUGUAGCAGUUUUUCAAAGUCCAGUCUUAAAAUACCUUCAAAUAAGCAGGUGAAUAAAAGAUCUGAUAUGAAAAUGGCAAGUAACACUGCAGGAAAUCAGAAUGCUGGUAUCAUCAAAACUCUUACUUCUAACUUACCUGCUACAUUCUUGCCCCAGUCUACAUCAACAGUGGAGAGUAAAGGAACAGAUGCUAUUCAGGAUAAAUCAGGAGUUCCUCACAACAGCAGUUUGGAUGUAGUUCCUUCCAAAGAAAUUGAUCAUGGGAAUACUUCUAAUCCAACUAAUUAUGAAGAUACGGGGAAAAAUAGUUUAGGUGACUUGUUCUCUCCACUUCGAGAUGAUGUUGCAGCUUGUAAAACAAGUGAGGAUGCUCCAGGAAAGGGUGACGGUUUGGACUUUCAGUCUUACCUUUCAAAUUUAGAUUUUCUUUCUCAAUUCAACACGUUUUCUUCAAGAAAAAAACCAGCAGGAUCUUCCUCACAACUAGUACAUUCUAGUCCACUUAAUGUAUUUGUUGGUUCACCUAUUAAAGAGGAGGAUGAGACUCCAAAUCUGGAUCUUGAUGCCAGGAAAGCAAAUCAUGGAAGACAGGAAUUGAGAGAACACAUGAAACAGUUGAGCUCCUCAAGUUCUGAUUCUGGAAGUCUAAAUACCCCCCCAUUGGUCAAUACAGUCAACAGUCCUGAUUCCAGAGAGAGAAUUAGUAAGAGCCUUCAGGGACAACAGACAUAUGAAUCACCCAUGAACGGUACUACCUCGGCAAGUCCAAAGAUAGCUUCUACAGUAACUGCAGGAGUUGCAAGUUCACUGUCUGAAAAAAUAGUUGAUACUAUUGGAAGUGGCAGAUUGAAUGCACCUUUAUCAUCAGUCCAGAUUCAUUUUAUUCAGAACAUGAUACAAGAAACUCUGGAUGAUUUCAGGGAAGCUUGUCAUCGUGACAUUGUGAAUUUGCAAGUUGAGAUGAUCAAGCAGUUUCAUACACAGCUGAAUGAAAUGCAUUCCUUACUUGAAAGAUACUCUGUGAAUGAAAGCUUAGUAGCUGAAAUCGAGAGAUUACGCGAAGAAAAUAAAAGACUGCAGACCCACUUCUGACAAGUCUCUCUUCAUGCCAGGAAAAUUAGUUGAACUCUAUCAUUGUGCUGAGGAAUCAUGGUGUCAUCUGGCUAACACUGAAUUAAUGUAAAUUCAGUAUUUUUCCUUCCAGCAUUCAGGAACUAUUAAAAAAACAUGGUAGAAAAGGUGCUAGGUAACAGAUUAAUACAGAAAAAAUAUGCACUAAUGUUUUGUAUCAGUGUUUUUAUGAUAAACUUGAAAUACAUUGGUUGUCUAAAAGUAUCUAACAGCAGAUAUCGGUAACCGGAAUUGUAGCUGCAUACAAAGUGCCUUUUUUGAAAAAUUAAGGGUCAACUAAACAGAAAAUGUAUUUUCUAUAUGAAUUUAUCUAUAAGAAUUUUGCUACCUUCUACUUUUCCUGAAAUUUAUCAUACAUUUCAGAAUUUUUCCUGUUUUUAUGGAGAAAUCUUUAUAAGACAGUCAUAUGAAAUGCACAUUUAUGUCUGGCUUGAAGGGAGGAUGCUCUUUUGCCACUGACUUUUUCCUAUGCUACUUUCUAAGUGUAGAAUUGUUACAAUUGAGUUAUGUAUUAGUCUGCUUAUUUACAAAAUUUAAUGGCACACUGAUUAGCCUAGAGUAAAUAAAUAGAAUUUGGACCUCAGUAUCUUUUGAGUAAAUAUAUUUGGCUAAUACUAUUACCAUAUUAAUAGAUUUCAGUAUGAUUCUCAAGCAAAAGCCUGGUUGUCUUCCAUGGGGGUCUUCACUGAAGCCAAACUAGAAAACAAAAGCAUUACAGAUUUUCUACAAAUCUGUCUGAAAGGAUGCAUUUACUAUCUCUGUCCCUUUAUGAUUGGUUUAUGUCUCUCAUCCAAGCUGAAUACCAAAGUGAUGAACUUUAUCUUACCGUAUUUUCUUUUUUGACUGCAUCUUGUAAGUAGUGGACAUAAACCAUUUUUGCUGUCAAUGUUGUUGACUUUAUCAGGUUUUUCUGAACUGUUUUUUCCCAUUAUGAAUUGGUUUCCCUUGAGGCAGAUAUCCUCAUACAGCUUGUUCAGAUAAUAGGCAAAGCUUUGUAAAAAGUGAAGAGUGGUUGGUCUAUGCUUGGAUUACAUUUUGAAUUAUUUAUGACACUAGGGUUUGUGUGGAUCUCUCCUUCAAGCUGUCUGCAGAAACAUAUUUUCAGAAAUUGUUAUGAAUCUAACCUAAGGAACAGCCUUUCCAAUCAGUGAAGUUGUUUCUCCUCAGGAAGGAAUCUAGUUGGAGACCUCUAAUCCUUUCUAAACUUAGCUUCCUAAGUGGCAUGACAGUGUGGAAAAGACUUUAGGCUUGGAUCAUGUUGUUAGCUUUUAGUCUCUUCUAGCCAUUGGGAUAAGCACAAAAAUAUCAAGCACUGGUCUAACUUGUGUAUAAAAAUGCAUUGUAAAGGACAGUACGGAGCUGGCAACUUGAUGUCGUGCCACAACCAUCAGUGGGUAACAUAAGUAGGAUUGCGCUGCCAUUUUCAUUGCAGCAUAACAAGCUAUUGAUAAUUACAUUUAUAAACAAACAUUAAUGGUCUGACAUUCUGUUUCUAAAAGGAAAUGCUUCAUGUUUUGCCUUGGUAUUCUGAAUGGAAAAAAAUGUUUUAGUGCUGCUUUUGGUAUUGUCUUUGAAUAAACAGUGGCCACAAAAUGCUCACAGGUGUUAGAUAAUUAAACAAUCAUGAAAUACAAAUUAUGCUCUGGAAA